AUGGACGCCCCGAACGCCGCGGAUCCUUCGCCGCUUCGCUCGCCGCGGAGGAAAUCACCGCGCAGGCCGCCGGACUGGCCUGAACUCUUGGCACAGUUGCCGGCGCCAGCGCAAGAUUGGGUCGAGGAAACUCAUCGCGUCACUCAGGGACUCUGUGAAGCGAUAGAUGCCAUCAACGCGCGGAGGUCGAGGCCCCUGCGAUUCGGCACGCCCUGUGCCGGCUUUGAGGCGCGGUACUUCGCGUUGCGUCGCUUGGGCGUGCAGAACUUUGAGCAACGCUUCGUGGUGGACGUGGGAAAACACGCCUCCAAGUUCUCCAAUAAUCUGCAGCAUGCAAAGCACAGCUGGCUUGGACCCACCCAGGGGGACCUGCUGCGCUUGGACGUCUCGAAGCUUCCUGCGGUGGAUGUGUUGAUCGCAGGACCUCCAUGCCCACCCUGGUCCUGGGCCGGGCAACGGAAGGGCUCCAAGGAUCCAAGGGCGGAGGUCUUCUGGCGAGUCAUCGACCUCAUUGCGGAGCUGGCGCGCCGGCCUGGAGACGAUGCGCUGAGGCAGGAUUGCUGUGCAGCAGGUCUUGUUUGCAGCAAGUCUCGGCACAUUUGCAAGCCGGCCCUUGGGUCCCCGUGCAAGAAUCAUUUCGUGAAGGAGAUGUUUGGAAUCAGCGAAUGUUCCAUUGGAAGCUACCAAGAAGAAGACUCUAAGCGAAAAAUCCUCUGCCAUCCAAAAUCAGGGACUGAAUCCACGUGCUGUGUGAAGAAAGGCUCGGUGCUCCCCGCCUGGAUCCCUGAAGGAAAGGGCUCCUUCUCUUUGUGCUGCACUGGGCGGGGCUACACUCACGGCAAAACCGUUGAAGGGAUGCAACUGUGGGAAAUGGCUGAGGACAUCAACGAGCACGUUUGCUACGAAAUGCCCAAAAAGUGGGUCGGUGGCAAGGGCUCUUUAGCCUGCCCCGGCCGUGGGCAAUACAUCGAGGCCCACGUCUACGACGAUGGAGGACAACCCCAGGGAACCGUUUUCCUGGAGGCUGAGCUAGUGGGCGGCAAGGCCGACCAUUUGGAGUCAGCAGCUCAAGACGAGCUCCUCAAGUACUUCAAGGUUGGUGGCAAAGAACCAAGGAAAGAAAGGACGAAAGCGAAGCCGGCAGAAGCCGCGAAGGAGGAUGAGAAGAAACUGGUGAGAAUCGCCCGACUCCAAAAGGACUUGGAGGCCUUAAAGGCAUCGGUUGGAGCUGACGAGGAUGAUGGAGAUAAGCCGAGGGGCAGAAAGAAAACCAAACGGCAGAGUGGAGACAAAGGCCCUGAUGGGCCAAAGAAGGCCUUCCGAAAGGCAGAGCUGCGUGAGGUGCCCCGCAAGGGUGAUGACGGAGAGGACGAGAGUUCCUCCUAUCGGAGUGAGGACAACGAGGAUGAAGAUGAAGAGGCCGAGAAGCGAGAUGAGAGAAAGGCCUUAAGGAAUAUCAGAGAUAAAGGGCAGCGUGCAGCCCGGCGGCAUCGCAGAGAGGAAGGUGAGCGCCGGGACAGAUCCCGUGACAGAAACAAGAGGAAAGACAAGACCAAAGGAAAGAAGAAAAAGCUCAAAGGCAAGGAUCGAGGACCCUUCGGGGUUGCACCUUCGGAAGAUUGGGACGCAAGAGGAGGAACCGUCCGAUUCUUCUGGAGAGUCGUCUUUUCAGAAGGCCCCCUCCUCGAAGUCUCACCACCUCCGGUUGGUGAGAUACGCGAAGAGGUACCCAGGGAGGUUAGCGGCCCGGCUGCUGAAGCGCAUGGAAAGCGCGACCGGGUUCGGGGGGGGGCCGAGACGAAACCUCAACAGCAAAAGGGACGGCUGCAGGCGGUGGCUCACAUGUACUUCCUGGCCAUCAUGACCCCGCACAUGAGGGACAAGUGGACGCCCCGCACACAGCGGGAGUUGAAAGUGAGCACAACGCUCCUCGACCUGAUGGUGAACGGCCAGGGGCCGGAGGCGGCCGACAUUCUCGCCCAACGCAUCAAAGCGUUGGAGAAGUCAGUGAGCGACGGAAACCAGUGGAGGAAAGCCCGCCACCUGGAGUUGGUGGAAGGCGAGGAUUCAGCCCUGGUGGACCAGGGCGAGGAGGACAUGAUGCUCAGGGAAGCCGAAAGGGAGGACAAACUGAGGUCCGGGCCCCGCUGGGGAGAGAAGGAGCCCUGGAGGAAGGGCGGCAAAGGAGGAGCAGGAGCCGACGCUUUGUGCUGCAGCAAGUUUGCUGGUCUGGGACACAACUUCUUUGUGUUCCUGCCCUGUGUUUUGACAAGCUUUGUGAUGCAGCAAGCUUGCUGGUCUUGUGAUGCACCACACUUGCUGGUCUGGAAAUAA
Molecule: messenger RNA, 2334 nt
Organism: Cladocopium goreaui
Lineage: Eukaryota; Dinophyceae; Suessiales; Symbiodiniaceae
Source: the annotation of a GenBank genome assembly